CUGUCCCUUCAGUGUCAAGGGAUUCCCGGCUUCCCUGUGGGGUGGGGAGGUCUGGGACGGUUACGGUGACUCCGGGGCAUCUGGUACACUAUCUGUGCUUGGCGCCAUGGGUGUAAUAGGUAUACAGCUGGUCGUUACCAUGGUGAUGGCCAGUAUCAUGCAGAAGAUUAUACCUCACUAUUCUUUUGCUCGAUGGCUACUCUGUAAUGGCAGUUUAAGAUGGUAUCAACAUCCCACAGAAGAAGAAUUAAGAAUUCUUGCAGGGAAGCAGCAAAAAGGGAAAAGCAAAAAAGAUAGGAAAUAUAAUGGUCACAUUGAAAGUAAGCCACUAACCAUUCCAAAGGACAUUGACCUCCAUCUAGAAACAAAGUCAGUUACAGAAGUGGAUACUUUUGCAUUGCAUUACUUUCCAGAAUACCAGUGGCUGGUGGAUUUCACAGUGGCUGCUACAGUUGUGUAUCUAGUCACUGAAGUCUACUACAAUUUUAUGAAGCCCACACAGGAAAUGAAUAUCAGCUUAGUCUGGUGCCUGCUUGUUUUGUCUUUUGCAAUCAAAGUUCUAUUUUCAUUAACUACACACUAUUUUAAAGUAAAAGAUGGUGGUGAAAAAUCAGUUUGUGUUACCUUUGGAUUUUUUUUCUUCGUGAAAGCAAUGGCAGUCUUGAUUGUAACAGAAAACUAUCUGGAAUUUGGACUUGAAACAGGGUUUACAAAUUUUUCAGACAGUGCGAUGCAGUUUCUUGAAAAGCAAGGCUUAGAAUCUCAGGGUCCUGUUUCAAAACUUACUUUCAAAUUUUUCCUCGCUAUUUUCUGUUCACUCAUUGGGGCUUUUUUGACAUUUCCUGGAUUACGCCUGGCUCAAAUGCAUCUGGAUGCCCUGAAUUUGACAACAGAAAAAAUUACACAAACAUUACUUCAUAUCAACUUCUUGGCACCUUUAUUUAUGGUUCUGCUCUGGGUAAAACCAAUCACCAAAGACUACAUUAUGAACCCACCAUUGGGUAAAGAAAGUAUCCCUUUAAUGACAGAAGCUACAUUCGAUACUCUGCGACUCUGGUUAAUAAUUCUGCUGUGUGCUUUGCGGUUGGCCAUGAUGCGUAGUCACCUGCAAGCUUACUUAAACUUAGCCCAGAAAUGUGUGGAUCAGAUGAAGAAAGAAGCAGGGCGAAUAAGUACAGUUGAGCUACAGAAAAUGGUAAUCAUUCCUGGGGCAUUUAUCCAGAAUCUGUCUCUACCUUGCCAGUGGAUAAUAGUCUACCCUCCAGCUCUGUUCAUUCUGAAUUACCAUCCACUGAUGGGAAGAUGAAGGUAACUGUUACACAAAUAACAGUGGCACUGAGCAGCUUAAAAAACAUUUUCACCCCUCUGCUCUUUCGAGGACUUCUGUCUUUCCUUACCUGGUGGAUUGCUGCUUGUCUCUUUUCUACAAGCCUUUUUGGGCUUUUUUAUCACCAGUAUCUCACCGUGGCAUGAAUCUCAGUUAACAAAAAAGAAUAUCCAAGUCACACUUUGGAUUCAAAUAUUUGUGCCCUUGAAGGGCUGACAAAAACCAGAAGAAAGCAAAUACAAAGGAAAAAAGAAACAUAUCAGAAUAACUUGUUUGAAAUGCUUCCUCUGUGUUCUCAGGGUGAAUUAAUGGGAUAAUAUGUAAAAUUACAGAAUAGAUUGUUAAGUGUUAUACUGUGGCAUUGGAAAUUUUAACUCCUUGUAUUAACUGAUGUAAGAGGGCUAUCUAGAAGGGUAAUAUAUCUGAUUACCUUGGUUUACAGAAACCUCUGAAACAGUUUUUGAAGCUUUUCAUAUGACUCCAGUUAUUAAUUGCUCUUAAUGGUAUUAAGGUACUGUUAAUACUCAUGUGGCUGCCUGUAGAACACUCUUUAAACUGAGCCAUGUUCCAUAGGAGGUAAAGGAGCUAAAAGUUGCUUCUGUUGGUAAUACAUUACUCAAUCUUCCAACAACAGUAACAGAAAACCCAACAGAAGGAAAGAAAAUAGCUACUGUAUAUUACAGUAAAGAAAGCUGCAUAGUAAUUUUAAAUUUUAAUGGAGAUGUACAUGCUUAAUAUCUACAAGUACUACUGCUUGAGAGUAGCGAGAAUAUUGUUUAACAGUGGACUCUGUACAACUUGAGGGAUCUCAUAAAAUGACUGGCUAUAUGAACAUUUGUUAUCUUGCUGUUAGGUAUGGGCCUCCCAUAUUUUAUUUUAUUUUAUGAUCCUAAAUAAUUCUUUUUAAUAAUUAAAAAUAUUUAUCAAUAUUGAUCAGACUUUUUAAAAAUUACUUUGUAAUCCUGCUGAUGACCUGUAUGUAUUGUAUAUAUUAUAUAUUAAAUAUAUAAUAUAUUGAGAUUAUAAAAGAUGAAAAUAUUGGAUCCUUGUAAUGUUUUAAGUUGCUGAAUGUAUGUUAAAACAUUAUUGAAUGGGAUGUAUUUGUAUCUAGAAACUUUUCUUUUUGGAAUGAAAUUAAAAUACAUUUUGAAAGUUUA
Molecule: messenger RNA, 2484 nt
Organism: Phyllostomus discolor (pale spear-nosed bat)
Lineage: Eukaryota; Metazoa; Chordata; Mammalia; Chiroptera; Phyllostomidae
Gene: TMEM161B
Product: transmembrane protein 161B
Exons: 11
Coding region: 107-1306 (399 amino acids)
Source: RefSeq, a predicted model, not a curated record